CCUCUGAAACAACUACUUGGCAGAACAAAUUAUGACAUCGACAUCUAAAGGAAUUUUCCGGCCAUUUUUUAUUAUCUUCAUCAUCCUUGGUUGUUUCAUGGCAUUUAUACUAAUUUAUAUCAAACCAACAAAUAGCUGGAUCUCUGGUCCUAUAGAAUCAGCCAGUUCAGUUUUGAAAAUGAAGAGCUUCUUUUCUUCCAAAACUGAUAAUCUUAAUGAAACUACUAUUUUGAUCUGGGUUUGGCCAUUUGGCCAGACGUUUGAUCUAACAUCCUGCCAAACAAUGUUCAACAUCCACGGGUGCCAUCUGACUAUUGACCGCUCACUAUAUAACAGAUCCCAUGCUGUUCUCAUCCAUCACAGGGACAUUAGCUGGGAUCUGACUAAUUUACCUCAGCAAGCCAGGCCACCAUUCCAGAAGUGGAUUUGGAUGAACUUGGAAUCUCCAACUCAUACUCCACAAAAAAGUGGGAUUGAACACCUCUUUAACCUGACUCUGACUUAUCGGCGUGAUUCAGAUAUUCAGGUGCCUUAUGGCUUCAUGAUGGUGGGGACAAGUUCCUUUACAUUUGAAGUACCAAGCAAGGAAAACUUGGUCUGUUGGGUUGUGAGUAACUGGAACCCUGAGCACGCUCGAGUCAAGUAUUACAAUGAGCUUAGCAAAUACAUUGAAAUCCAUACCUACGGACAAGCCUUUGGAGACUACGUCAAUGAUAAAAACUUGAUUCCAACUAUCUCCACUUGCAAAUUCUACCUUUCCUUUGAAAAUUCAAUCCACAAAGAUUACAUUACUGAGAAACUUUACAAUGCUCUUCUGGCCGGAUCAGUACCAGUUGUACUGGGCCCUUCCAGAGAAAACUAUGAGAAUUACAUUCCAGCAGACUCUUUCAUACAUGUGGAAGAUUUUCUCUCCCCCAGAGAGCUGGCAGAGUAUCUUCUGAUGCUUGACAAAAAUAACAAGAUGUACCUUAGUUAUUUCAACUGGAAGAAGGAUUUCUCAGUGCAUCUUCCUAGAUUCUGGGAAUCACACGCAUGUCUUGCUUGUGAUCAUGUGAAAAGACAUCAGGAAUACAAGUCUAUUGGAAAUUUAGAAAGAUGGUUUUGGAAUUAGUUUGUGUAUGUUUGUGUGUAUGUGCACUUUUUUGAAGAAGCCAGAAGAAAAUUCAGUCCAAGUGGAGAGGAAAGGAAAAGGAAAAACAAAGAAGGAAAAGAGAACAUUAUGUAAUCGUUUGCCAACUGUCCUCUCUUGGCUAUUCUAUUUAUAUUUUGUAAGAGUUUUUAAAAUAUCAUAAUCAGCAAUCAUCAAUAUUAAUUUUUAAAUUAUAAUGUACAUACUAAU
Molecule: messenger RNA, 1339 nt
Organism: Apus apus (common swift)
Lineage: Eukaryota; Metazoa; Chordata; Aves; Apodiformes; Apodidae
Gene: FUT9
Product: fucosyltransferase 9
Exons: 2
Coding region: 32-1111 (359 amino acids)
Cellular component (GO): membrane
Molecular function (GO): alpha-(1->3)-fucosyltransferase activity
Source: RefSeq, a predicted model, not a curated record